CCUGUGUCCGCCGUCCGUCCCUAGAAACAGCGCGAGUUUAGUUAGCAACCAAUAUGGCGGCUGUCAACCUCCUCCAUACGAGAAGCCAGAUUCAACUAGGAAAAUGAGUGAAUUAGAAAGACGCCCGGUGGCUGUCACCGCUGCGUUCAACUCGCAGCUAAAAUCGUUAUGCAUUAAAGAAUUCCCAUGCGGAUUUGGUCAAUGGCGUGUGCCAUCAGAUACAAUAUAUGGUACUACCGUUAAAUCAAUGACAUCUCCUGGUGUGAUUACAUCUACAGUACCAGAGCCUACAGCAUGUUAUGAGACAGUGGAAGACCUUCAAGAACUAGCAAUAAAGACACCAUACAAUGUCGACUGCACCUGGAGCAGUGAGGCAACUACCCUUAGAGAAAUUGCUGUCAAGAAUCCAGAGAAACUUACAAAUAGCUUUGUGUUGAGCCACUUUAAAUCCCUCAGAAUAGUUGACAAAAAGGUGACAGAAAUUGAUGAAGGAUUGUUGAACUUCAAAAACUUACAACAACUAACCCUCAGUGCAAACCUUAUAUCUCUUGUGGACUCCCAAAGACUGCCAAAAUGCUUGAAGGAACUUGAGUUAUCAGCAAAUAAGAUCUCAGAUAUCAGCUCACUGUGCCGGAAUCCUCCUCCUCUUAUCCACCUUGGCCUUGGCUAUAACCAGAUCACCUCCAUCUCUGGACACAUGACCCCUUUGGCAUGGCGCCAUCUUCUGUCCCUUGAUCUGAGUUGUAACAACUUGCCUGACCUUUACAGUACUAUAAACACUCUGAAAACUUUGCCAAAACUUCGCAACUUAGUAAUGCAGGGAAACCCAUUAGCGCUUGUCCCUGGUUAUCGUGGAUAUGUGAUUGACUCAAUUCGUGCCCUGACCAUACUUGAUGAUACAAGAAUAUCUGCUGAUGAAAAGCACUACUUCAAGGGACUCUCCAAACUUAGAGAUAUUCCUAUGGAUGAAGCAAGACUUACAAUAGCCAUCAGCGUUAUUCAAGGAGUAAAAAUGCCCCCAGAAAUUGAGGAUCCUGAGUCCAACACGGAGUAUCCCAAGAUUGAGCAUCGAUACCAUGUGGAGUUCAAGUUUCUUGAACUUCCCCAUGUAGUACGCAGUGCCUCUCCAGUUCCCUCCAUUCCAACCAUCUCCAUUACAAGCCCAGAGGAAGAGGAGGGUGCGACUGAACCAUAUGUGGACCAGGAAGACUUGGAGGUGAAAGAGAACAUCCAAACAGAUGCCUUGAAGCUGAAUGCUACAGAUGGGCACACAUGGACAGAAGAACCUAUCGAAAUCAACUACUCCAAUGAUUUCCACACCAGAAAGCUUUCUAAGCUUCGUGACUUCUUACAGCAGGGCAUUGAGUUUUCUAUCGUUGAAUCAAGGUUGUCAUUUGUGUUGGAGGACCCCAACGCCCCACCCCUAGGGGAGGACGAGCCAUCUUCAGGAAAAGGUCGACCUGACAGUAAAGCUGAUAAAGGCGGGAAAAAGAGCGGCAAAAAGGAGGAGAAAAGAAAAGACUCUGCAAAGGCCAAGGGCAAAGACGGUAAGAAAGGCAAAGGCAAGCAGGAGGAAAUGGAAUUGUUUGAGCUGCCACGAACGCACCGACUCCUGGGCUCGUGUCACGUGUCCCUCGCAUCUUUAUUAGAUGGAGAAUUCGAGAUCUCAGCUGACUGUAUAUGCCAGGGAGAGAAAGAAGAUGCAGGCCAGGAUAAUGAAGAAGCUAAGAAGGCAGAUGGUGCGGACAAGAAAAAAACUGGCAAAGAACACAGUGAGAAGGCUAGCAAAGGUGGCCAAAAACCCAACACCGACUCCAAGAAAGGCGGUAAGGAUGCACGUGGGAAAUCAGCUGUAAAGGGAGGCAAGGAACUCAAAGGCAAGGGAAAAACAAAAGAGGAGAACAUCACGGAGGAAGACGAUGAACCCCCACCCCCUCCCCCUCUGGCCACGUUUGUCAAGAUCACGCUUCACCGAUGGAAAUCUGCAAAAGAAGCGACACUUGCUCAGGAUGGUUGCGCUGUGGAAGCACACUGAACCGGGUCUAGUGAUGAGAGUGAUGAUCCAAACCAGGGAAAAAACGUUGCGGGGACUUCACUGUAGUUUAUUCAAUGUACAUAUAUGUAAUAAUAUCUUUGUAAAUAAAUUAGAGAUGGAUUA
Molecule: messenger RNA, 2158 nt
Organism: Nematostella vectensis (starlet sea anemone)
Lineage: Eukaryota; Metazoa; Cnidaria; Anthozoa; Actiniaria; Edwardsiidae
Product: leucine-rich repeat-containing protein 43
Exons: 13
Coding region: 104-2035 (643 amino acids)
Molecular function (GO): protein binding
Source: RefSeq, a predicted model, not a curated record